Messenger RNA from Fusarium coffeatum, 894 nucleotides. RefSeq lists its product as uncharacterized. The record is from RefSeq and is a predicted model, not a curated record. The coding region runs from base 1 to 894 and encodes 297 amino acids. The transcript is spliced from 2 exons. NCBI's taxonomy places the organism in Eukaryota, Fungi, Ascomycota, Sordariomycetes, Hypocreales, Nectriaceae.
AUGGACGCCCUCAAACCCGCCGUCGAAGCCGUCAAGCCGGCCAUUACAGCUAUCACGCACAACAUCCCUGCGCCCCUUCGCGACAUUGGCGUUUCUCUCAUCGGCGAAACUUGCUACAAGUCUCUUCUUCUCGACGUCAACAUCGAGGAUGUCGACUGCAUCAAGCUCGGUGUCUCCAAGGCUCUCGGUAUUGGAAUCAUCGCUGCCUCCGCUGUCGUCAAGGUCCCCCAGAUCAAGAAACUCCUUUCGUCCAAGUCCGCCGAGGGCGUGUCUUUCCUUUCCUACGUCCUCGAGACGGCGUCGUACCUCAUCUCGCUCGCCUACAACAUUCGCAAUGGCUUUCCUUUCAGCACCUUUGGCGAGACUGCCUUGAUCGUUGGACAGAACGUUAUCAUCUCGGUGCUUGUGCUCAACUACAGCGGCCGAGCUAGUCUGGCUGCUGUCUUUGUCGCCGGUCUUGCUGCUGCCGCUGCUACUUUGUUCGCUGAGAACAUUGUUGAUGCGAAGACCUUGGGCCAACUUCAGGCUGGUGCUGGUGUCCUGAGCGUCGCUAGCAAGCUUCCUCAGAUCGCCACCAUCUUCCAGCAGGGUACCACCGGUCAGCUCAGUGCUUUUGCUGUCUUCAACUACCUCGCCGGUUCUCUCUCCCGAAUCUUCACAACCCUCCAGGAGGUCGACGACAAGCUUAUCCUCUGGGGAUUCAUUUCUGGAUUCGCACUCAACGCCAUCCUCGCUCUCCAGAUGAUCUGGUACUGGAACGCUCCAUCUGAGAAGGCCCAGGGCAAGCGCAAGGUUACUCCCAUCGAGGCCAAGCCUGCUACUAGCACUUUGAGCCCUUCUGCCUCUACCACGGCUACUCCCAAGAAGAGCCCUACUACUCGCCGCCGCGGUUAG